This is a messenger RNA of Homo sapiens (human), 3580 nucleotides long. RefSeq names its product inositol polyphosphate-5-phosphatase J (gene INPP5J). Gene Ontology annotation, biological process: phosphatidylinositol dephosphorylation; glycerolipid metabolic process; phospholipid metabolic process. Gene Ontology annotation, molecular function: inositol-1,3,4,5-tetrakisphosphate 5-phosphatase activity; inositol-polyphosphate 5-phosphatase activity; inositol-1,4,5-trisphosphate 5-phosphatase activity. Gene Ontology annotation, cellular component: plasma membrane; dendritic shaft; growth cone. The transcript is spliced from 15 exons. NCBI's taxonomy places the organism in Eukaryota, Metazoa, Chordata, Mammalia, Primates, Hominidae. The record is from RefSeq and is marked validated. Bases 483 to 3302 code for a protein of 939 amino acids.
AGAGCUGGAGCCGGAGCCAAGGGAGUCCAGGCUGCCGGGGGCUGCAGACAUGGAGGGCCAGAGCAGCAGGGGCAGCAGGAGGCCAGGGACCCGGGCUGGCCUGGGUUCCCUGCCCAUGCCCCAGGGUGUUGCCCAAACUGGGGCACCCUCCAAGGUAGGGGAGAAAGUGGAGGAUGUAAGAGGGCACAACCUGGGCACAGAGAGAUGUGACACCAGGAUCAACUUAGAAUCCUGGACUUGCUCUGAAUGCUAGAUUCACACUUGACAGAGAAACUGAGGCGCUGGGCAGAGAGGUACUUGCCUAAGGUCACACAGAGCUGGGCUUUGAAUCUACACAGCCAGUCUCAGCUCCCAGCUCUUGCUCCUGAGUGGAGCUCUGGGAAUGGGUGGACUCAAGUUUUCAGCUCCCAGCAAAGAAGAACGCAGCCCUAGGACCCUCGGAACCAAGGUUGGCUCUGGCACCUGUAGGGCCACGGGCAGCUAUGUCAGCUUCCUCGGAAGGACCGAGGCUGGCUCUGGCAUCUCCCCGACCAAUCCUGGCUCCACUGUGUACCCCUGAAGGGCAGAAAACAGCUACUGCCCACCGCAGCUCCAGCCUGGCCCCAACAUCUGUGGGCCAGCUGGUGAUGUCUGCCUCAGCUGGACCAAAGCCUCCCCCAGCGACCACAGGCUCAGUUCUGGCUCCGACGUCCCUGGGGCUGGUGAUGCCUGCCUCAGCAGGGCCAAGAUCUCCCCCAGUCACCCUGGGGCCCAAUCUGGCCCCAACCUCCAGAGACCAGAAGCAGGAGCCACCUGCCUCCGUGGGACCCAAGCCAACACUGGCAGCCUCUGGCCUGAGCCUGGCCCUGGCUUCUGAGGAGCAGCCCCCAGAACUCCCCUCCACCCCUUCCCCGGUGCCCAGUCCAGUUCUGUCUCCAACUCAGGAACAGGCCCUGGCUCCAGCAUCCACGGCAUCAGGCGCAGCCUCUGUGGGACAGACAUCAGCUAGAAAGAGGGAUGCCCCAGCCCCUAGACCUCUCCCUGCUUCUGAGGGGCAUCUCCAGCCUCCAGCUCAGACAUCUGGUCCUACAGGCUCCCCACCCUGCAUCCAAACCUCCCCAGACCCUCGGCUCUCCCCCUCCUUCCGAGCCCGGCCUGAGGCCCUCCACAGCAGCCCUGAGGAUCCUGUUUUGCCACGGCCACCCCAGACCUUGCCCUUGGAUGUGGGCCAGGGUCCUUCAGAGCCUGGCACUCACUCCCCUGGACUUCUGUCCCCCACCUUCCGGCCUGGGGCCCCCUCAGGCCAGACUGUGCCCCCACCUCUGCCCAAGCCACCCCGAUCACCCAGCCGUUCCCCAAGCCACUCCCCGAAUCGCUCUCCCUGUGUUCCCCCAGCCCCUGACAUGGCCCUCCCAAGGCUUGGCACACAGAGUACAGGGCCUGGCAGGUGCCUGAGCCCCAACCUUCAGGCCCAAGAAGCCCCAGCCCCAGUCACCACCUCCUCUUCUACAUCCACCCUGUCAUCCUCCCCUUGGUCAGCUCAGCCUACCUGGAAGAGCGACCCCGGCUUCCGGAUCACUGUGGUCACAUGGAACGUGGGCACUGCCAUGCCCCCAGACGAUGUCACAUCCCUCCUCCACCUGGGCGGUGGUGACGACAGCGACGGCGCAGACAUGAUCGCCAUAGGGUUGCAGGAAGUGAACUCCAUGCUCAACAAGCGACUCAAGGACGCCCUCUUCACGGACCAGUGGAGUGAGCUGUUCAUGGAUGCGCUAGGGCCCUUCAACUUCGUGCUGGUGAGUUCGGUGAGGAUGCAGGGUGUCAUCCUGCUGCUGUUCGCCAAGUACUACCACCUGCCCUUCCUGCGAGACGUGCAGACCGACUGCACGCGCACUGGCCUGGGCGGCUACUGGGGUAACAAGGGUGGCGUGAGCGUGCGCCUGGCGGCCUUCGGGCACAUGCUCUGCUUCCUGAACUGCCACUUGCCUGCGCAUAUGGACAAGGCGGAGCAGCGCAAAGACAACUUCCAGACCAUCCUCAGCCUCCAGCAGUUCCAAGGGCCGGGCGCACAGGGCAUCCUGGAUCAUGACCUCGUGUUCUGGUUCGGGGACCUGAACUUCCGCAUUGAGAGCUAUGACCUGCACUUUGUCAAGUUUGCCAUCGACAGUGACCAGCUCCAUCAGCUCUGGGAGAAGGACCAGCUCAACAUGGCCAAGAACACCUGGCCCAUUCUGAAGGGCUUUCAGGAGGGGCCCCUCAACUUCGCUCCCACCUUCAAGUUUGAUGUGGGUACCAACAAAUACGAUACCAGUGCCAAGAAACGGAAGCCAGCUUGGACAGACCGUAUCCUAUGGAAGGUCAAGGCUCCAGGUGGGGGUCCCAGCCCCUCAGGACGGAAGAGCCACCGACUCCAGGUGACGCAGCACAGCUACCGCAGCCACAUGGAAUACACAGUCAGCGACCACAAGCCUGUGGCUGCCCAGUUCCUCCUGCAGUUUGCCUUCAGGGACGACAUGCCACUGGUGCGGCUGGAGGUGGCAGAUGAGUGGGUGCGGCCCGAGCAGGCGGUGGUGAGGUACCGCAUGGAAACAGUGUUCGCCCGCAGCUCCUGGGACUGGAUCGGCUUAUACCGGGUGGGUUUCCGCCAUUGCAAGGACUAUGUGGCUUAUGUCUGGGCCAAACAUGAAGAUGUGGAUGGGAAUACCUACCAGGUAACAUUCAGUGAGGAAUCACUGCCCAAGGGCCAUGGAGACUUCAUCCUGGGCUACUAUAGUCACAACCACAGCAUCCUCAUCGGCAUCACUGAACCCUUCCAGAUCUCGCUGCCUUCCUCGGAGUUGGCCAGCAGCAGCACAGACAGCUCAGGCACCAGCUCAGAGGGAGAGGAUGACAGCACACUGGAGCUCCUUGCACCCAAGUCCCGCAGCCCCAGUCCUGGCAAGUCCAAGCGACACCGCAGCCGCAGCCCGGGACUGGCCAGGUUCCCUGGGCUUGCCCUACGGCCCUCAUCCCGUGAACGCCGUGGUGCCAGCCGUAGCCCCUCACCCCAGAGCCGCCGCCUGUCCCGAGUGGCUCCUGACAGGAGCAGUAAUGGCAGCAGCCGGGGCAGUAGUGAAGAGGGGCCCUCUGGGUUGCCUGGCCCCUGGGCCUUCCCACCAGCUGUGCCUCGAAGCCUGGGCCUGUUGCCCGCCUUGCGCCUAGAGACUGUAGACCCUGGUGGUGGUGGCUCCUGGGGACCUGAUCGGGAGGCCCUGGCGCCCAACAGCCUGUCUCCUAGUCCCCAGGGCCAUCGGGGGCUGGAGGAAGGGGGCCUGGGGCCCUGAGGGUGGGGUAGGCAGAUGGGCCAAGGUGACCACCAUUCUGCCUCAAUCUUUUGCAAGCCCACCUGCCUCUCUCCUGCUGCUCCUCCAGCUGUAUCUGCACCUGCCUCUCUGUCCUGGCCAGGGGUGGACAACUGGGGUCCCCCAAAACUCAGUCCUGGCACCUCAACUGUGACAAUCAGCAAAGCCCCACCCAGGCCCCCAUCUGGGAUGAUGGGAGAGCUCUGGCAGAUGUCCCAAUCCUGGAGGUCAUCCAUUAGGAAUUAAAUUCUCCAGCCUCA